This is a messenger RNA of Guillardia theta CCMP2712, 615 nucleotides long. RefSeq lists its product as hypothetical. The transcript has 4 exons. Lineage: Eukaryota; Cryptophyceae; Pyrenomonadales; Geminigeraceae. The coding region runs from base 1 to 615 and encodes 204 amino acids. The record is from RefSeq and is a predicted model, not a curated record.
AUGGCAGAUGCUGCGACCUUCUUGAUCGAGAAGACGCUCAAGGCUGAAGAGUCCAUCUCAUCCGAAUUAAAGAGGAAUGAAGGUCUUCAAGAGAACUUGGACAGGAUGACCUUGUUGGCGAAUUUGAGAAAACAGUCCAACAGCGAGCUGAGGGUCAAAGUCCUCGAAACAGAGAAAAUGAUGCUGGAAAAGUCGAUGACAUUCAACCAACUGAUGAAAGAAGAUGACAUGCUAGGCAAAAAGAUCAAGCAAAUUCAUCGAAAAAUAAGUCACAAGAUCCGUCUUUUCAAGCUGUAUGAUGAAACCUCAAAAAUUUGUUCAUUCGUCAUGGAAUCAGCCAAGAAAGAUGCAAAGAAAUAUUUCCAAAAUUCUCAAGAGAUUACCAAACUUCGGAUGCUUAAGCGUGCGAUGGCACAUGUUGACAAGAAGCAAUUAGGAGCAGAUAUCCAAGGACUCGAAGAUUAUGAACAUGAAGUGAAGAUUGAAAACGAAGCCAUGCGACAGGCUUUGAAAGUACGAAAAAGCUUUGCAAUAGACAUCGUUGACUUUGAACGUGACAGGAUAGAGAAGCAACACUGCACAGGAAUUUUUGUCGCAGUUUUGAAGCAAUACUAA